Messenger RNA from Microtus ochrogaster (prairie vole), 1071 nucleotides. RefSeq names its product C-C chemokine receptor 1-like protein 1. Gene Ontology annotation, molecular function: chemokine (C-C motif) ligand 7 binding; chemokine (C-C motif) ligand 5 binding; C-C chemokine receptor activity. Gene Ontology annotation, cellular component: external side of plasma membrane; membrane; cytoplasm. Lineage: Eukaryota; Metazoa; Chordata; Mammalia; Rodentia; Cricetidae. Gene Ontology annotation, biological process: cell chemotaxis; inflammatory response; positive regulation of monocyte chemotaxis. The record is from RefSeq and is a predicted model, not a curated record.
AUGGAGACUUCAGCUACUACAGAGCCCUUCUACAACACAGACACCAAGAAUGACUUCUUUACUGGACUCGUAUGUGUGAGCAUGGACGUGCGGGCAUUUGGAAUCACAGUGCUGACCCCCCUAUACUCCCUGGUGUUCAUCAUUGGUGUGAUAGGCAAUGCCCUAGUGGUUCUGGUGCUGAUACAGCACAGGAGGCUUCAAAGUAUGACCAGCAUCUACCUAUUCAACCUGGCUAUCUCUGAUCUAGUCUUCCUCUUCGCAUUACCCUUCUGGAUAGACUAUAUAAUAAAAGGAGACUGGAUUUUUGGUGAUGCCAUGUGUAAGUUCCUCUCUGCAUUUUAUUACCUGGGCUUGUACAGUGACAUGUUUUUCAUUACCCUGCUUACAAUUGAUAGGUAUCUAGCCAUUGUCCAUGCUGUGUUUGCCCUGCGGGCCCGAACCGUCACUUUUGGCAUCAUUACCAGCGUCAUCACCUGGGUCCUAGCCAUCUUGGCUUCCAUUCCUUGUCUGUGUUUUUUCAAGGCCCAGUUGGAGUUCACUUACAAUACCUGCAGAGCAGAUUUACCCAAGGAAAGCCUAAAAUAUUUUUUGAGGUUUCAGGCUGUAACAAUGAACCUCCUUGGACUAAUUUUACCUCUCUUGGCCAUGAUUAUCUGCUACACAAGGAUCAUCAAUGUUCUGCAUAGAAGACCCAAUAAGAAGAAGGCCAAAGCCAUGCGCCUGAUUUUUGUUAUUACGCUUCUCUUCUUCCUCCUCUGGACCCCCUACUAUCUGGCUGCAUUUGCUUCUGCAUUUGAAGACUUCCUAUUCACCAGUGAGUGCGAGAGAAACCAACAGUUGGACCUGGCCUUGAUGGUAACUGAGGCUAUUGCCUACACCCACUGCUGUGUCAACCCAUUCAUUUAUGUCUUUGUGGGUAAGAGGUUCCGGAAGUACCUCCGGCAGCUGUUUCAGAGGCGUCCGGCUAUUUCCCUGGCAAAAUGGCUGCCCUUCCUCUCUGUGGACCGAAUUCAGAGUGCCAAUUCCGUGUCUCCAUCCACAGGGGAGAAUGAGCUCUCUGCUGGUAUCUAA